AUGCUGACAGUCGGUGGUAUUCUGGGGAUGGUUGCCAUCGCCGCAGCUGUGACAACAUCACCUCCACCAACUGAGGCUCCUACAACAGCUCCACAGACUACCACGGCGGCUCUACCCAGCACAGCAGCACCAACAACCAAAGUACCAACCACCGAACCUCCCACCAGUGUACCCCCUACUACCGAACCUCCCACAACCGAACCCCCUACUACAGAACCUCCCACCACUGUACCCCCUACUACAGAACCUCCCACCACUGUACCCCCUACCACAGAACCUCCCCCAACUGAACCCCCUACUACAGAACCUCCUACCACUGUGCCCCCUACUACACAACCUCCCACCACUUUACCCCCUACAACAGAACCUCCCACCACUGUACCCCCUACUACAGAACCUCCCACCACUGUACCCCCUACUACAGAACCUCCCCCGACCGAACCCCCUACUACAGAACCUCCUACCACUGUACCCCCUACUACAGAACUUCCCACAACCGAACACCCUACUACCGAACCUCCUACCACUGUACCCCCUACUACAGAACAUCCCACCACUGUACCCCCUACAACAGAACCUCCCACCACUGUACCCCCUACAACAGAACCUCCCACCACUGUACCCCCUACAACAGAACCUCCCACAUUCGAACCCCCUACAACAGAACCUCCCACAACCGAACCCCCUACUACAGAACCUCCCACCACUUUACCCCCUUCUACAGAAACCCCCACCACUGUACCCCCUUCUACAGAAACCCCCACAACCGAACCCCCUACAACAGAACCUCCCACCACUUUACCCCCUACUACAGAACCUCCCACAACCAAACCUCCUACUACGAUACCUCCCACAACCGAACCCCCUACUACAGAACCUCCCACGACCGAACCCCCUACUACAGAAUCUCCCACCACUAUACCGUCUACUACAGAACCUCCCACCACUGAACCCCCUUCUACAGAAAUCCCCACCACUGAACCCCCUACUACAGAACCUCCCACAACCGAACCCCCUACUACAGAACCUCCCACAACCGAACCUCCUACAACAGAACCUCUUACUACUUCACCUCCCACUACAGAGCGUGUGACAACGAAUCCUCCCACAACAGCACCCCUCACUACCGAACCCGCCACUACAUAAGCACCCACAACAGAACUGCCAAGUACUGUACACCCUACCUCGAGGGCUGUUACCACAAUCCCAUCUA
Messenger RNA from Branchiostoma floridae (Florida lancelet), 1213 nucleotides. RefSeq names its product salivary glue protein Sgs-3-like. The coding region runs from base 1 to 1146 and encodes 381 amino acids. Lineage: Eukaryota; Metazoa; Chordata; Leptocardii; Amphioxiformes; Branchiostomatidae. The record is from RefSeq and is a predicted model, not a curated record. The transcript is spliced from 2 exons.